Etheostoma spectabile (orangethroat darter) is the source of this 4794-nucleotide messenger RNA. RefSeq names its product La ribonucleoprotein 4Ab (gene larp4ab). The record is from RefSeq and is a predicted model, not a curated record. Gene Ontology annotation, biological process: positive regulation of translation. Gene Ontology annotation, cellular component: cytoplasmic stress granule; cytosol. Gene Ontology annotation, molecular function: mRNA 3'-UTR binding. The coding region runs from base 438 to 2714 and encodes 758 amino acids. The transcript has 15 exons. NCBI's taxonomy places the organism in Eukaryota, Metazoa, Chordata, Actinopteri, Perciformes, Percidae.
UGUAGCAUUGCUGUUGCCGGGGAGGUAAGUAGGUAGAGGCGGAGUAAAGUCGGUUGGGACGGACUGUGGCAGACAGAGGACGCAGAUGUCACAUGCUGGAUGAGCGGUGCCUCGAAGCUGGAGGAAUUGAGCUUGAAGAACAUAUUUCAUCAAAUGGGAAACUAUUUUACAAAAAACAGCGAGACUGCCGUUAUUGUUAUAAAUUAAAAGCUUUAAAAGUUGUUGUCCGCGCGGACGCACCGUUUGGACUGGGGCAGUUCGGUCGUUGGAAUUACGUUACCGGGGAGACGGUAGUUACGACGACUGGCCACUCUAAAUACGUGCGGCCAAUCAUUUUUAAGCGUUAAAGCCAUCCCAAAUAAUACAACCAACAGGACAAUUGAAUCCAGCUACUGGAGUUGAGAAGGACAUCGUAAGAAGACGAGAAUCGAAGCAGCAUGGUCACCACAAAGGGAGCAGGUCUGAACCCCAAUGCUAAAGUUUGGCAGGAGAUUCCUGCCCACCAGAAUGACAUCCCAGAGGAGACAGAGAAUUCUCCUUGGCUGCCGACCUACCCCCCUCCUGCUGAGAUGGCCAACGGUUACUCAGACGUCCCCUCUUCAGGGGGAAAAGGACACAACGCUGAAUAUCCUGACAGCACUGCUGACUAUGCCCCUGUACCUGCAAAGGGAAUUGUGAAUGGCAUUGACCAACCUGACUUAGGGUAUUUACUCUUUGACCCGCAAUGCGACUCAGCCAUAGAGGGUAAUGCUUCUAAGGAACAACCAAUAUCUGAGGAGAGCCUAAGAGAGUCAUUGAAGAGACAGCUUGAGUUCUGCUUUUCUAGAGAGAACCUGUCUAAGGACCUGUACCUGAUAUCCCAGAUGGACAGUGAUCAGUUUGUUCCCAUCUGGACCAUUGCUUGUAUGGAGGACAUCAAAGCCCUUACCACUGACAUAGACCUCAUUCUGGAUGUACUGCGAGCCUCUCCCAUGGUGCAAGUUGAUGAAACUGGAGAGAAGGUUCGGCCAAACCACAGUCGCUGCAUCAUUAUUCUGAGAGAGGUGCCAGAGACUACACCAGUUGAGGAAGUGGAGGCUCUUUUUGAGAGUGAAAACUGCCCCACAGUGUUAAGCACAGAGUUUGCACACAACAGCAACUGGUACAUAACAUUUCAGUCAGAUAUGGAUGCACAACAGGCCUACAGAUACCUAAGAGAAGAAGUGAAAAUGUUCCAGGGAAAACCAAUUAUGGCCCGCAUUAAGGCUAUUAACACAUUCUUUGGUAAGAACGGCUUCCGCAGUGUGGACUCAAGUGUGUACAGUCAGCAUGCCCAACCACAGGCUCAGUAUGGCUCCCCAGUCUACAUGCAGCAGGCUUACAGCCCUCAGCAGCAGUACCCUGUAUACCCUGUGGUGUCUCCCUCCUGGAACCCUUCCGUCACACCUUACUUUGAAACACCACUGGCACCUUUCCCGCACAGCGGAUUCAUAAAUGGUUACAGCAGUCCUGGCAACUACAAAGCAAACUCAAGCUCCAUCAACACCCGAACCAUGAGUGGGAACCGAAACCAAGUUAAGGGUCAACCUAGGCCCGGAGGCAUGCCCUCUUCUUUGGCUCCAGAGACCCUGAUGGAUAGCUUGUCUGGUCCCCUGAGUCCACAGCCCCUUCAGACAUCAGGGACGCCGACUGGCACCACUUCAGCGACAGCCUCUCUACCCUCCUUCAGCCUUAAAGACACUUCUCCACAGGCUGUCUUAUCCAGUGGAUAUCUGAGUGGGGCUGCACGGGCCAGGAGAAGUAGCCACAGAGGCAUGAGGAGGAAAAGAGAAGAUGAACACACCAUGAGGCCUGUCCCUUUGAUGGAGACCAAGGUACCACCUCCACCAAAGUUUGACCUGGCAGCUUCCAAUUUUCCUCCUUUGCCGGGAUCUGUUGUCAGUAUGCGGGGAGAAAGUAUGCCAGAAGUACGCCUUUCAGAUGUUGUGCGUGGCCUUAAGGUGACCAGCAAGCAUGUGAGCCAAGAGGUUAACGAGACCCAAAACACAAACAUCUCUGAAGAUGCUGUAAGGAAACCAGAUUCUGUAACCCUUGUUGCUAAACUUGCUCCUGUGACACCGCUCACAGUGGCACCCCACACAGUAGCACCACCAGUCUUAAGUGUGUCUCCUCCAAUAAAAGAAGAGGUUAACGCUGAACCUCCUAUUCCAAAGAAAGAAAUCUCCUUGUCCUCGCAGGCUGCCUCCCCAACAGCCUCUGAACCUGCUCCCUCCACCUGCAACCAGUCUGUUCCCAUAGAAGCACCCUCCCCAUCUCCUCCAACUCCAACAUCUCCAACAUCCGAGCUGGGGGCAAGAAAGCUCAGUUAUGCAGAGGUGUGCCAGCGGCUGGCCAAGGAGCCGCCAGCAGCACAGACGCCCUCUCCAUCCCCCUCCGCCUCCUCAGCCGGUCAACCCCUGCAAGAGCUCAAGGUCAACAGGGUUAAGGAGUCACGGCCCAACUCCAGGCGUUAUACAGACAAACCAGAGAAACCCGGAGACAGCCGCCUGCCUCGUCAACCAUUACGCUCCUUUAGAGGGGCAAAUGGCCAAGUCAGAUCCGGAGGGCUGAAGAUUCGGGAGCAUCAGAGAGGACUGAAUCCUGGCAAACCGUUUUCCCCACACCGGGGAGCCAGACGCAGCGGCAAAGAACAGAAUAUUCCCCCGGGGGAACCCAAAUUAAAAAAGAACUUAUAAAACAUGAACUUCAACAGAAAUGAAAACUAUAUACAGUACAUGUAAAUAUAUGUAAAUAGAUGGAUGACUAUAUUUCAUUUGACAAACUUUUUCAAAGAGUUUUAAUAUUUGUGUGCGUGCGUGUGUGCGUGCGUGUGUGUUUUGAUUUCUCUGAGUGGUAAUUGCUGGCAUGUGACUUAUCGUGAGCUUUUUAUUCAAUUUGUUUUGCAGUGUAAUCAAGGAUAUAUGAUAAUUUAUGAAAUGGAAGAUGUUUAAUCCAUGGCAGAAUAAUAGAAACUGGGGGGGGGGGGUGAUUAACUAAAGAAUGUCUGACCUUUUGAUGAUGAAUAGCAAUGUUUGAAGAAAUUACAUUAUGUAGAAAUGAUCUACGUGAGUUGCGUAAUGAUUAUAAUCCUUCACUGUUUUUACAGUAGUUGUCUUUGUGAUGCAGAUAUUAGAUCAAGGCUAAUAACAUUUAAAACGAGCCCUGCAUUUUUUAAAUCUUUUUUUUGUCGGAUUUAAUCAUUGAUUUAACUCCCGUGCAAAUCUGUAUAUCUUGUUUAUAAAAAAAAAAAAAAAAGUAGAGCAUGAAUACUUAUGAGAAUAGUAGUUGUCGCCAAAUAACCUACUGUCGCUGAGGUUAUAAGAUGUAAGCGCGAGCAGAAAGACUGUCUGCCAAGGUUGAUCAAACGUCAAUAAUGUUGGUGUUUGUCUCACAAAGAAAGACUACAGGGUUUGAUGGCUAACUUUAGUUUCAGCCUUUGCUUUUAAUAUCUAUAGUUUUGUCAUUUCAGUUUCAGGAAUGUUUUUUUUGUUUUUAAAGUAGAAUGGUAGAUGUUGAAGAUUAAGCUGUUUUUAAUUAUUGACUAGCAUCUGCUUCUGAAUUGCUAAAAUGUAUUGGAUGAUCUAAUACACCUCAGGUUAAGGGUUUUCUUUCACAAUAGAAAUGUGUGGCCUCUUCCUGAGGAACGUGGCUAUUUGAUGGUUGACAUGGCCAGUGUCUAAACACAUUGAUUGCUUGCAUUAUCUGGUUUGAUACACAAGGCUUCAGACGAAUGUAGUCCAUUUGGCAUAAAACUUUUGAGCUUGAUUUUAUAAAUGUCUAUAUGUAGUAGCUUUCCUUGAGCGUGUGUAUUUUCCUGCUGUAGACUAGUUCAUUUUCUAACAACAAAUUGUUUUUCUUCUCAUAGUAUUCAAUGUUUGUGUAAUGUUAGAAAAUUUGUGUGUAAACUGAUCUGAGAAAAUAUUUUUGGUCAUAGACAACUGAAUUGAUACCGAUCAGCCACUCAUGCUCAACAAUCAGCAGAACAUGCCUGUUCCUGUAGUGGUGUGACUUGAAAUGCACUAUCCAGAAAUAAGAAAUGGAAAUUGUUGCACAGAAAUUCUCAACUUAAACUUAAAUGUGUUUUCCUUUUUUUUGUUUUCACUUCAUCUAAAUAGUCAGGGGUGUUGCAAAUGAACAAAAGAUGAGUGAAGAUAAAGAAUUCCAGGUUUUCAGGAUCAGGGGGAUAAAAAUAGAUACAUGUUUGGAGUCUUCUAUAGGCACUUGACUGCAGUGUACAGUAUUUUGUGUUAUGUGGCCUGUACAGUUGUCUAGUGUGUGUGUGUGUGUGUGUGUGUUUAUGUAAAUGUCUGUAUAAACGUGUGUGACAGAAAGCUUGCUUUUGCUUAAGACUACAUGGAACUACUAUCUCAAACAAACCUCCAGUGCCUUAACAGUGAUCGAUUUCAGUAUAUAGAGUACAAGAAUUGUGAUUACAUCAAUUUCUCACUCUGAACAUGGCUGGUUAGUUGAUUGUCAAAAUCCAACAUGAUCAGUUUAUGACACUUGGAGACACUAGAUCUUGCUCAAUGUAAAUCUCAGUAUGUUACAAUUGUAGCUUGGGGGCUGGGCACUCUUGAUAUGUGCGUGCAUGCUUGUUUAGCCAUUAUGUGUCUGUUAGUUUAUUUUGUUAGCUUGUUGAUGCAAUGUCAAGUCUUCUAUCAGAUUCCUGCUUAUAACUCAAAAUCAAACAUGGGACUGCAAUUUUCAGCCAAGUACACACUGGUUUAUUAAGUAAUUGUUAUUGCUGAGCCUAAAAUAAAGAUUUAUUUUUAAACA